Molecule: messenger RNA, 3676 nt
Organism: Larimichthys crocea (large yellow croaker)
Lineage: Eukaryota; Metazoa; Chordata; Actinopteri; Sciaenidae
Gene: usp4
Product: ubiquitin specific peptidase 4 (proto-oncogene)
Exons: 22
Coding region: 84-3116 (1010 amino acids)
Biological process (GO): protein deubiquitination
Cellular component (GO): nucleus
Molecular function (GO): cysteine-type deubiquitinase activity
Source: RefSeq, a predicted model, not a curated record
AGAGGAGGAAGAGCAUUUCCCAGCUCCGAUGCUCGCCGCCGCCAUCCAUCCAGCGCGUUCACGCUACCGGCACACUCAACUGCAUGAUGGCCGAGGGAGGCGGACCCGAGUCGGGUGGCGCGGCUGACUCCGACUCGGAGCCGGUAGCUGCUCAAAUGCCAACCCCUUCAACCGAAAGUCAGAAGCAGACUAUCGGCUCACUUUUGAAGACGACUCUAAGAAAGGGCGACGAGUGGUAUCUUAUAGACAGCCGGUGGUUCAAACAAUGGAAGAAGUAUGUGGGAUUCGACAGCUGGGAUAUGUACAAUGUUGGAGACCGUAGCCUCUAUCCAGGACCAAUUGAUAACUCUGGGCUGUUCUCAGACCAGGAGACUCAGGCCCUGAAAGAGCACCUUAUAGAUGAGCUGGACUAUGUCCUUGUACCCACUGAGGCGUGGAAUAAGCUUGUUAGCUGGUACAGCUGCCUCGAUGGACAGCGACCUAUCGUCAGGAAGGUUGUUGAACACGGCAUGUUUGUUAAGCACUGUAAGGUGGAGGUCUAUCUGCUGGAGCUGAACUUGUGCGAGAAUGACAACAUGGACAAUGUGGUCACACGCCAUUUCAGUAAAGCCGAUACUAUAGAUACUAUAGAGAAGGAGAUGAGGACGCUGUUCAAUAUCCCAUCAGAGAAGGAAACACGGCUCUGGAACAAAUACAUGAGCAACACCUACGAGCAGCUGAACAAGCCAGACAGCACUGUACAGGAUGCUGGUCUCUUCCAGGGGCAGGUGCUUGUGAUUGAGCGGAAGAAUGAGGAUGGCACAUGGCCCAGACAAGCCUCCCAUUCCAAAUCCAGUACCACCCCAUCCAGGAAUUUCACUACCUCCCCAAAACUUUCCUCCAACUCAACAGCCAGUAUCUCCUCAACAGUAACAAAUGGAGACAGCAGCUGCAGCCCCGGCUACACACUGAACAACAGCACCUCCUCUGGAAACAGACUGGGGGGCUACAAUUCAUACAGCUCCUCCUACAGCUACAGAGAGUCCCAGUCACAGCCUGGCCUAUGUGGUCUCAGUAAUUUGGGCAACACAUGCUUCAUGAACUCUGCCCUCCAGUGCCUGAGCAAUGCAUCUUCACUCACAGAGUACUUCCUCGAAGACCAGUAUGAGGCAGAGAUUAACCGAGAGAAUCCGCUGGGAAUGAGGGGCGAGAUCGCCGAGGCCUACGCCGACCUCGUGAAGCAGAUGUGGCUGAGUCGCAGCAGCUAUGUGGCCCCACGUACCUUCAAAACCCAGGUCGGACGCUUUGCACCCCAGUUUUCAGGCUACCAGCAGCAGGACUCCCAGGAGCUGUUGGCCUUCCUGCUGGACGGGCUCCAUGAAGAUCUGAACCGUGUCAAGAAGAAGCCUUAUCUGGCCCUGAGGGAUGCAGAGGGCCGUCCAGAUGAGAUAGUUGCCAAGGAAGCCUGGACGAACCACCGCUUGCGCAACGACUCGAUUAUAGUUGAUAUUUUCCACGGCCUCUUCAAAUCCACUUUGGUGUGCCCAGAAUGCUCCAAGGUGUCUGUAACCUUUGACCCCUUCUGCUACCUCACACUGCCUCUACCCAUGAAGAAGGACCGCACUAUGGAGGUUUUCCUGGUGCGAUCGGACCCUCAGUCCAGACCCACGCAGUAUCGAGUGGUUGUCCCCAAACUGGGUACAGUGACAGACCUGUGCAGCGCCUUGUCCAAACUCUGUGGUUUCCCCCCAGAAAAUAUGGUUGUGGCGGAUGUUUACAAUCAUAGGUUCCAUAAAAUUUAUAGACGGGAUGACGGCCUCAACCAAAUCAUGGAAAAAGAUGACAUCUUUGUGUAUGAGGUACAGGAAGAGGACAGCGAGAGGAUGAACCUGCCUGUAUAUUUCAGGGAGCGCCACUCCAAGCAUGCGGGAAGCUCCACAAGCACCAUGCUGUUUGGUCAGCCUUUACUCAUCACCGUGCCCAGACACAACCUCAUAGCAGAUGUUCUUUAUGACAAGAUCCUAGAGAGGAUUGGUCGCUAUGUUAAACACUCCCAGAGCCCUAACAGUGAAAGCAGGGCCUCAGCCUCGGCGACCUUUGCCAGCUGCAGCCAGGCUCCCGAAUGUUCCACAUCGUCUGGUCUCAAUGCCAGCCUGGGUGGCUGUCGCAGCCCCCUGUCAGACGGGGCGUCCUGCAGUGCCAGCUCCAGUAACGGCAGCAACCACUCAGGGAACUGUAAUGAAACGAAUGGGCUGUAUGAUGGUGAGGAGGAGGCCAUGGACCACCAAGUGAGUCCAGAGCCAGAGAAUGGCCACUCCGAAGAGGAGGAAGAGGAGUCCUCUGACUUGGAAAACGGGUCUAAAGGAGGCACAGCCAAGCCGUGCUCUUCACCAGCCAAGCUCUUCACUUUUAGCAUAGUCAACUCUUACGGAACAGCCAACAUCAGCCCGCUGCCUUGUGAUGGAAAUGUCCUCAAACUUAAUCCACAUUCCACAGUGGCGAUCGACUGGGACACCGAGUCAAAGAAACUGUGUUAUGAUGAACAGGAAGCUGAGGCGUACGAGAAGCAUGAGAGCAUGCUCCAGCCCCAAAAAAAGAAGGCCACCGUCGCUCUGAGGGAAUGCAUCGAGCUCUUUACGACCAUGGAGACACUUGGAGAACAUGACCCAUGGUAUUGUCCAACAUGUAAGAAACACCAACAGGCCACAAAAAAGUUUGACCUGUGGUCGCUGCCUCGCCUUCUGGUAGUUCACCUAAAGCGUUUCUCCUACAACCGGUGUUGGAGGGACAAGCUGGACACAGUGGUGGACUUUCCCAUCAGGGAUCUGAACAUGUCCGAGUUUGUGUGUGACCCCAAGGCCGGCCCCUACAUAUAUGACCUCAUUGCCGUGUCAAACCACUAUGGAGGAAUGGGAGGGGGUCACUACACAGCUUAUGGCAAGAACAAAGUGGACGGAAAGUGGUAUUACUUUGAUGACAGCAGUGUCUCCUCUGCGACAGAGGACCAGAUUGUGACUAAAGCAGCCUAUGUGCUGUUCUAUCAGCGCAGAGACGAGGAAGCCCCGUCAAAACCUCAGCCUUCGGCCUCGCUGGGAGGAGCCCCAGAAGCAGUCGAUGACCACAUGGACACAAACUGAGGAGCACCCCCCGACGUGAAAAAAACAAAACAACAACAACAACAAAAAACACGCACUGAAACACAUACGGCAAAUAGAGACACUUGGAUGCACACACAAAGCUACUUUAGUGACAGAGGACUACACAGACUUAACAUUAUUAACCCUUCCUUCCCUGUAUUUUAGUUGAUUUCUGUCUUGUAUGUUGUCAGCUAGAGCCAACAGCCUUGUCAGAAGAGUGACCUACGAGACAUUCUCCCUGCAGCGGGGCGGCCUACUGAUUCCUGAACAUAGUUUACUAGUCUGGAACAAAGAGGAGUAUAAAUGGAUAUAUAGGGUCCUCUCACUGGAUGAACAGAAUGUUUAGAAGUGCCCUCAAAUGCAUAGGUAACGAAAUGUUUCUGUUCUGUCAGACAUAAAAACAAAAAAACUUAAAAAAAAAAAAAAGCCAAAUGCAAAUGUUAUUUCAACCAAAGCGUUCCAAGGUAUUUAUGAGAACUGAUAAGACGUUAGCAGGAUAAUGGCAUUGUGCCUAGAUUUAUCUCUAAUAUUGCUGUGCUGAGGUAAAUGCAAAAAAAAAA